Molecule: messenger RNA, 3314 nt
Organism: Drosophila melanogaster (fruit fly)
Lineage: Eukaryota; Metazoa; Arthropoda; Insecta; Diptera; Drosophilidae
Gene: tup
Product: tailup
Exons: 8
Coding region: 467-1864 (465 amino acids)
Biological process (GO): positive regulation of transcription by RNA polymerase II; regulation of DNA-templated transcription; neuron fate specification
Cellular component (GO): nucleus
Molecular function (GO): DNA-binding transcription factor activity, RNA polymerase II-specific; DNA binding
Source: RefSeq, marked reviewed
GGUUUAGUCGUUCAGCAGUCUCCGUGCAGUGAGCAUGUUUGUGCGCCAGACAUCGUCGUUGGUCGGUUGUCGUCAUCGCUACUAUAUAGCCGUCGUAUCGCGAACAUCGACCGUCUUAGCUCGAUAGCCGUCGGAUUUGCCUUUUCGGAUGCGAGAGACUCUUAAAUCCCUCACCAUAGAUCCAAAUCCCUGCGAACAAAACGCGUGUGCGCACACGGAUCACACAGCCGUGAUAAUCCCGCUAAAUUCGCCGAAAACCCAGUGCUCUGUGUCCCGGUCUCAUAUUGAGUAAUUCAAGCAAACUUCACGGAAUAAGUAAACCAGUACAAGUGCCUUACACAAAUAUCCCUGCUCAAUGCCGGAAACUUCUUGAGUACGGCCCAAAACGAAAAGGCGCCCGCUCUCAAGAUUCCCAGCCCACAAAUAUCUCGAGUGUGCUUCGCCGAGUGUCCUGUCAGCCAAAUAUAUGGUAAUGGCAGAGAUUGGUGGCCAUUUGGCUCACCAGCUACCGUUGCACAAUCACAACCACAAUCAAACUGGAUUACAGCCAUCGCUGGUGAUGAACCAUCACCUGGAUUUGGAUUGCCAUGGACACGAUGUGAUAAAAAAACAACGCCUAUCUCACUGCGUCGGAUGUGGCGGCCAGAUCCACGAUCAGUACAUCUUGCGCGUUGCCCCCGAUCUGGAGUGGCAUGCGGCGUGUCUGAAGUGCCAGGAGUGCAGGCAGUUCCUGGACGAAAGCUGUACGUGUUUUGUGCGCGAUGGCAAGACCUACUGCAAGCGUGAUUAUGUUAGGUUAUUUGGUACAAAAUGUGAUAAAUGCGGCAACUCCUUCAGCAAAAAUGAUUUUGUGAUGCGGGCCAAAACGAAAAUCUUUCACAUCGAGUGCUUUCGAUGCUCCGCGUGUGCGCGACAAUUGCUGCCAGGCGAUGAAUUCGCGUUACGCGAUGCCGGGGCUUUGUACUGCAAGGAGGAUCACGAUGUGCUGGAGAAAUCGUCGCAGAGCAGCCUCACUUCUUCGUCGGUGGAGAGCAACAACAAUAUUAGCAGUAGUAACAACAACAACACCAACCUUAGCAAUAACAACCAUUCCAGCGAAUUGGGUUCAAUGUCAGAUUCUGGCAGCGAAUCGGGCUCACACAAAAGUAUUAGGGACAAGCGACCCUCGGGGCCAUCGGAUGGCAAGCCCACGCGGGUUCGGACCGUGCUCAAUGAGAAACAGCUGCAUACGCUCAGAACCUGCUACAAUGCUAAUCCGCGACCUGAUGCGCUCAUGAAGGAGCAGCUGGUGGAGAUGACGAGCCUGUCGCCGCGAGUCAUCCGAGUAUGGUUCCAGAACAAGCGCUGCAAGGACAAGAAGAAGACCAUUCAGAUGAAGCUGCAAAUGCAGCAGGAGAAGGAGGGUCGCAAGCUGGGCUACGGCGCCAUGCAGGGCAUCCCCAUGAUCGCCAGUUCCCCGGUGCGGCAUGACUCCCCACUGAAUCUUCAGGGCCUGGAUGUGCAGACAUAUCAACCGCCAUGGAAAGCCUUAAGCGACUUCGCCCUUCACGCCGAUCUCGACAGCAAUGGAGCGAUCAAUACCCACACGCCCGCAUUUCAGCAGUUGGUCAAUCAGAUGCACGGCUACGACCUGAACGGGAUGCCCAUUCUGCCGCCGCAUCCGCACUCGCAUCCGGCGCAAGGACCUCCCCACCAGCACCCCCCGCCCCCCGGCGGACCGCACAACCAUCAGAACCAGCAGCCGAACCAGCAGCCCGGAGGCAGCAGUUUGGACUCCGGGAUCACCUCGCACCACCAUCCGGACAGCACCGACUCCUACGUCACCUACCUGGAGAGCGAUGACAGUAUGCAGGGCAGUCCGUAGACAAUCGAACCGAAUCUAAUCCAGCUUCUUUUGUUGCUCCCAGAAUCCAAGCUGGCGCUGACCCCGUCGUCCUCUUCCUCGGCCUCGGCGGGCACAUCGAUCUCCUCGCCGCCAUCGGGCGUCGGAGCAGGGGGUGGCGGUGCCGUGGGCGGUGGUUCAGGUGUCCUGGGCUUGGGCGUGGUGGCCAAUCAGUCGGCCACCGAGCAGCUCAUGCAAAUGCUCCAGAAGGUAACGGGCUCGGCUUCCCCGGCCUCACAUGCGGUUCUCUAAAAACAAAGGGCGCGCAGAGGGCGUGGCAGGAAGCUCGAACGUGAGGAGCUGCAGUCGAUCUUCAUAAACUCGAAAAGUUGUCUUGCAAAAUAUUGACACCCGUGCUGAAAUUCUGGUGUACAAUUGAAUACUUCUUUAAAUACCCAAAUCAUUUGUACUUUAUUCAAUAAUUUUAUCAAAAAGUGUUCCCAUUUUACUUCAAAACGAUUCGAAGUUUCAUCAAUAGUUUUAUCCAGUAAGUGGAGUUCGACUGUAUUCGGGGUUGUGCAAUUCUUUCUGUCCGCAUUUUCAUAUUCUACUCAUGUGUAUUCUGUACAUUUAAUUUUAUUCUGUUUGAUUCGGUGCCAAAAAAUAGUCUGUAGGCCGUUGGCAUUUUGUGGAUAAUCUGGCUCUGGUUCGUUAUGUAACAUACACUUUUGUUGUUGAGUUCGAAGAAAAAAAGAUCAUGAAAAAAUUAAUGUAAGCUAAACAAAAAUGCUCACACACUUGAAAAGUUAUUACAAUAAUUUCAGACACGAAAACAAAAAUUAUGAUAACAAAAGGAAAACAGUUACUUCGCAUCAAGUAGGGAAUUUCAUUAAACAUAAAUUUGUAAAUACCUUUUAUAUAUUAAUAAUAAACAAAUAUAUUUUCAUUCAAAAUGCAAAAGAACCGAUCGAAAGAAAGCAUUCAAAAACGAAAAGAGAAUCUGACUCGUGUGUAUUAUAUGGUAUUUGGGAUGUCAAAUCCGAGGCGUAGCUAUAAACUAUAAAGGCGCACUUGGCAAACUUGUAAAUCGAAUUAGCAACAACAAAAGCAUCUACGUUAAGUUCAUAAAUUGUAUGGCAAAAGAAACACAAAAUUAUUAUAAAUAAAUAAAUGCAGAAAAGCGGACGGGAAUUUUAUGUAAGCGAGAAACAAAAACUGUAACUAAAUCUAGACUUAUUUGUUAGUUUUUAAACAUUUCCGAAAUGCAUUAGAAGACGAGGGAGACAACAAAUCCGGCAGCGGAAAGGCAGAAAGAAAUGACGAAGUGUACCAAGGAUGUUUAUGAACUGUUUCGUAAAACAACUAAUGUAUUUUCAAUAAUAUUUAACUAAUAUUAAUAAUAAACAGUGCAUAAGUAAUUUUAGUAACUAUAGAAAAUGUUUAAAUGAAAUUACAAACGAAAAUAAAACCACAAAAAAACAAGACGAAAAAU